AUGGAUGGCGUUGGUAUUUCGAGCAGUUCGGAAAACAGCGAUGAAAAUACACAUGGAGCAAAGAGCAGUUUCAAUGAUGUGCAAAUUUUCGUUAGAUUUUUGGAAUUCUUCAAUUUCGCUUUUCGUCAUGGCACUGUGUCAGCCCUUUACAAAGAUUCAUAUACAGGAAGAGAACUAUGGAGUAGUGGCAGUAAUCUUGCAAUGGAAUCCGAUGUUGAUGCUGAAUUGGAUUAUGAUGAAGAAUUGGAACGAAUUGAAGAACAGUCUGAAGUCACUGCGAUUAAAAACGAAGUGUCAAAUAAUAGCGAAAGAAAUAGGUAUGACGGGGAUUUUGUAAAGCGAAGUACUGGUGGACUUGAUUGUGAUGAAAGCAGCAUUCAUAAAGUUAUAGUUAGUACAGGAAAAGAAGUGGAGGAUGAGCUAAGUGAGGAAGGAGAAAUCGAUGACUUGGAAGAGGGCGAGUUAAAAUCUGAUGAAGAUAGUGUUACGGGUUCUAUAUAUUCAAAUGAAAAGUCGACUCGAAGGUCGGUUGGUCAAAACCGUGGGAAAGUUUUGGAACGUACUCCACAUCGUUUAUGGCGCGACAGUUCAGCCCCGGUUGGCAUUUGCAAAUUUUAUCUUCGUGGAACAUGUACAUGGGGACCAGACUGUAAAUAUCUGCAUAUGAAAGAGUCACGACUUGAUGGUUCGGCACCAGUACAAAGUUCGUCAAAUGAAAGUACUUACUCAGAGCGCAUGAAUACUACUGAUAAAGGAAGAACCAAAACCGACACCAAUGCACUCACUGUUUAUCCGUCCAGUUCAACAUCGAACGAAAAUGAGAGGUCAAACGGCAAUGAAACACCUUGGGAGAAAGGAUUACGUCAGGCGCGUGAAUUAAUGAUGAGAGCAUCAAAAAAACGCGAAGAAGAGCCUGAUUUUGAUCGUAAACGAUUGGUACUUGCCCCUAGUGGAGAUAUGGAUCGGCCACGAACAACGGAUGAAGAAUCGGACGAUUCUCGUGGACAUCGUAAAAUUGGACGUUACCGAACAUCGCGCUCACCGUUGUCUCGAGGCAUUGUAAGAGGACUAAAUGGUUUUGUACGUCCACGUGUUGAUGUUCCUUAUCCGAGGCUUAGGAAAUAUGACAGCCCAGUUAGAACUGACGAUAUCAGUGAUGAUCGUCAUUUUGAGCUAGAACAUCGCGGUAUUUACGAAAGAAAUGAAUUAGCAAAACCUCGAAAAAUUCCAUCUUUAAUAGAUACUAUGCUCGAAGGAGGACGUUUUGGAUUUUCAGGAAGAUAUGAUUACGGACGUGAUGAACCUUCUCGAUUACCUCCUAAAGAUCUUGGACCACAAGUUCUGUACCCAAAUGGAAGACCUACUUCUCGACGUCACGGACUUCCCCCGAGACGUGAAAUUUCUCCGAAUGAUCAUUAUCGUGUGUCACGGCGUGAUUCUCCACCUUGUAGCCCUCGUUCACCACUUUCGCGAACACCAAGAAAUUCUCACUCACCUGGUCAACGUUGCUCGCUUUCUCCUGCAGGAAAAAGACGCGGAUCACCACUAUUAGCAGAUAGACGAGAAGCGAAUAGAAAACGAAGCAGUGUUUGUGCUGUGGGUGGUCUUCUUUCUGUUGGUGACCAGAUUCGCGAUCCGUGGGAAAGAUCACAUAAAAAAGGCCGAAGCAAGGAUAGAGAACUGAUAUCUUUAACACUUGGGGCAGAACUUCAAAAAACUAGGCGAACCGGUAAUAACAAAAAGCAAACAUGUCGUCAGGACACUGCUAGCUCAACAAGCAGUGCUUCAAGAAGAAGUGCAAGUGCAGGUUCAUCAGUAACUUCUCGUUCUCGAUCACAUUCACGACCAUCCUCAAGAAACCGUCAUCAGUCAACUUUUCGUCCCUCAUUGGGAUCAGCUGUUGCUUCCAGAAAUCUAAUUGACGAUGAUGGAUCUUUAAGAGCAACAGAUCUUUCUUCUUUCCGCAUCCCAAAAAAGAAGAGGUCCUCUCCAGCGCACCCAGUGCAUCGUUCUAGUACACCUGCUAUUCGUGGAUAUAUGCAUUCAUUUGAGCGGCCCAGCAAUCAAAACAAGGGGUAUUCAUCUUCCAGCCUUCUCAAAAGACCCUCUUUAUGUCCGUUGCUUCGCUCUGGAAUUGCGCAGCGAGGGAUAAAAAGAGUGGAAGGAAUUACCGGUCGUACCAAUAGAGCUUAUAAACGCAAUGUUCUGUUCGCAGGAAAAGACGAUAUUUCAAGUGAUGAAAGUUCAUCGAGCACUUCUGGGAGCUCAAGUAGCAGUAGUGAUGAUGCAGAGCCUGCAGCUUAUCGUCUGAAAAAAAAAAUCGAUGAUGGUUUGCCCACUGAAGGAAUACCGCUAUCUCCUGAAGCUGCAGCAGAAGAUGUUUCUAGCGAUGAGGAAGAGAUUGUCUCCGAUACAUCUGUACAUGAACUAGUUGUACACCAUUCAAAGAAAGUACUGGCUGGAAAUUCACGACCAGUUUCAAGAAAAGCAGUUGCGGAGUGUCACGAGUCAAGGGUCGAUGAUGAUGAUUACGUGGAUAAUGAAGCAGAAAAAGAGGAAAGGCGUGCUGAGUUGCUGCGUCAAUUGAAAUGUGUUGAAGAAGCAAUAGCUCGUAAGCGUAGUCGGCCAGUUAUUUGA
Brugia pahangi is the source of this 2637-nucleotide messenger RNA. NCBI's taxonomy places the organism in Eukaryota, Metazoa, Nematoda, Chromadorea, Rhabditida, Onchocercidae. The record is from the annotation of a GenBank genome assembly.